Ananas comosus (pineapple) is the source of this 1977-nucleotide messenger RNA. RefSeq names its product basic leucine zipper 23-like. The coding region runs from base 739 to 1431 and encodes 230 amino acids. The record is from RefSeq and is a predicted model, not a curated record. Lineage: Eukaryota; Viridiplantae; Streptophyta; Magnoliopsida; Poales; Bromeliaceae. Gene Ontology annotation, biological process: DNA-templated transcription; regulation of transcription by RNA polymerase II. Gene Ontology annotation, molecular function: RNA polymerase II cis-regulatory region sequence-specific DNA binding; DNA-binding transcription factor activity, RNA polymerase II-specific. The transcript is spliced from 2 exons.
AAAACUAUAAAUAGUUGGAUAGCAAAAUCAACAAAAGCAACGGGAGUGGGAGGAGAAAUCCUCUUUGUAGCGAGAGAGAACAGAAGAAGCACCGUUCAAACCAGCCCCAAUCAAAUCAGAACCCAAAAACCCACCUCUCCUCUCCUCUCCUCUUUCAAAGAUUCUGUUCCCUCAAAAGAGAUCAAAAGGAGAGGUCCCAUUUUGAUGCCUGAUUUCCUUCAUCUCUUGAAGGGGUUUGUUUUCAGUCUUGUAGAAAUUUAUAUUUUCUUCGCUUUGAUUUUGAGGAAAUGGUGAUUUUGUGGUGAAAUUAGGGUUUUGUGAUCUUUGUGAUCCUGUUUGCCGGUUGUUCUGUUUCUUUUGAGCUCACCCCACUUGAUGAAUUAGAUGGAUUUAGUAUUCACGAUUGUUGGGCUCUGCAUGAAUUAGGUCUUGUAUGGAGGCUAUAAGGGGAACAAGGAGUUUGCUGAAGUGCCCUUGUUUGCUAUUGGGCUUUGCUUGAGAGUUUACAGUUCUAUUGGUUGUUUCAUCAUCUUGAGUUGGUAGAUUACUCAAAUAUCUAUCAUCCACUUGUCAGUAAGUUAAAAUCUCCAAAAGUCGGCAGUUCGGUCGGAGAAGAUCGUCUUUCGGUGACCUCCCUGAAACUGUUUGGUUAAUUCUUCACAAGGUUGAUAACUUUGCUUAGGGGGAUAAGUUCAGUUUCCUCUAGUAGCAGCAGAUCGGACUCUACCUGUGGUGAUAAUGGAUGAAGGAGAAGUAGACCUUUCAACCCACCUUCUCUUGCCAAAUCUGGAGACAUCAACCGCGUUCGACGAGUUCUUGAGGAACACAACAACAUGCACCCACACCCACACAUGCAAUCCUCCGGGCCCUGCGGCUACUACGCACACCCAUACAUGCUACCACACUCAUACCCAAGUACUCUCCCCGAGCCCUGAAAAGGAAAUGAGUGCAGAAGAGCAACAAGAGCUGAAGAAGACCCGGAAGCCAUUAGGGAAUCGAGAAGCCGUCCGCAAGUAUAGGGAGAAGAAGAAGGCCCAUGCGGCUUACUUGGAGGAGGAAGUCAAGAAACUGCGCCUCGUGAAUCAACAGCUAUUGAAAAGAUUGCAGGGGCAAGCCGCGUUGGAGGCCGAGGUGGUUAGGUUGAGGAGCCUUUUGGUAGAUUUUCGGGCCAAGAUUGACGGUGAAUUGGGUUCUUUCCCUUUUCAAAAAGAAUGUGGUGCUUCUUCUGUUUCAAGGUGUAAUAACGGUGCUGCACAAUGCUUCCUGGGCGAGGGAGAAGUCGUGGGUUGGGAAGGAAGCUGUGGACCAGCAGUACUUAAUUGUGGGAACAAUGAAAAUGGGGAUUUUGGACGGAAAUUGGAUAUUGGUGAAGCAGUGAACUCAAUGGAUGCCGUAGGGAGCUUGGUCUCAUCUGCUUCGCAAGCUGAGUGAAUUAGUCGGCUAAAUUUGUGAGUGUUCAGUUCUUCAAUCUCUUCUUCGCAUCUUGAAUAAUAUUUUGUCGUAGUCACCUUCUGAAACCUAUAAAAUAGUGUUAACUACACACAAUGAUCAGAAUUUUGGACAAUAGAUUAGGGGCAACCGGGCAAAGAUGAUAAACCUAUAUAUAAGCAUACAAAGCUUAUACUUUGCUGCAGGUCUCAUGUUGCUGUAGUCUUGUCCAUUCUUCUAUGGUUGAUGAACAUAAUAUUUGUAUGGCAGAGUGUAUUUUAGCUGUUUCGGAAAGAAAUUGUGUCACAGCAGUGUCACAUUUCAUGGUAUGAGUUGUGAGCUGAGCUAUGAGCAGAUCCUUUUCGAGUUUCUUUUGUAAAAAAUUGUACUUACUCUUUUGACAGUUUUCCUUGUCUUACUUCUGUUGUGUAUAAAGAUGUAUAGUACUACGACUGCAAGUAUUGAAACUUGUAUUUCACAUUUCGUCUCUCCCAAUUUGUUUUGUAUUUGAAUAAGAGCUAGUCUCUUGAAAGACUUUUUUUUGUUUUC